AUGUUGACCGCUGCUGUUUCUGGAGAUGUUUUCGCUUCUCCACCUAUUGAUUCUAUUUUAGUUAACUACACUGGUGAUAGACUAAAUUUUGGAUUAGCUGCUGAGCAGGCAAAAUCUGAAGGCUAUAAGAUGGAGAUGGUCAUUGUUGGAGAUGAUUGUGUCCUUCCCCCACCUAGAGGGAUAGCUGGUAGAAGAGGUUUAGCUGGAACAAUUCUUGUGCAUAAGGUUGCUGGGGCUGCAGCAGAUGCUGGUUUAUCUCUUGUAGCGGUUGCUGCAGAAGCAAAGCAUGCAUCUGAGGUUGUUGUUGGAGACUUCUACCUCCCCUCGUCAUACAUCAAAGGGAUCUGGUUAGAAGGUUGCAUAUUAAUGUCACUUGUACCCAGAUUAGGAGCCACUAUCAUGGAACUUAUGAUCGCAGCGAGAAAAGCAGUUCCUGAGUUGCAAUUGGUGUAUGGCAUUGUUGUUGACAGAGUGUACACUGGCACACUUAUGACAUCUCUUGAUAUGGCAGGAUUAUCUAUUACCAUUAUGAAGUCCGAUGAUAGCAUUUUGAAGAGACUUGAUGCUCCCACUAAAGCUCCAGCUUGGCCUGUUGGUUCUGAAGGAAACCGUCCACCAGCAAAGUUUCUUGUUCCUCUACCACCAUCACCUUCAAUUAAGGAUGACGAGAUUUUUGCUCCAUCUCUGGAGCUGAGCAAGCAAGGGUGUAUCCUGGAGGCUGCUAUUGAAGCAAGUGCUACUGUAAUUAUCAAUCUCAAGGAUAGCCUAAAUGAAUGGGACAGUAAAGUGGGCGAUGGUGACUGUGGAACCACAAUGUGUAGAGGUGCAACAGCUAUUCUUGAAGAUAUGAAAAAGUGUUACCCUAUGGAUGAUGCAGCUGGUUGA
Molecule: messenger RNA, 885 nt
Organism: Miscanthus lutarioriparius
Lineage: Eukaryota; Viridiplantae; Streptophyta; Magnoliopsida; Poales; Poaceae
Source: the annotation of a GenBank genome assembly